GCUUGCCAACCGUUGAUUGCUCCAUUGUCCACACGCACACCGCAACACAACAAAAACUCUCAUCAAACGGAUCUCUCAUUGAACCAGCCAAAAUGGCUCGGCUCACGCUUCAUUUCGCAGACCACACCAAUUGCCGCUUACUUAUAUCAGAAGUACUGUGGCAAUUGACGCGGGAAGGCCACACCGGGCGGACCUAGCGUCCUGCACGACCACCGCACACACACAGAGGAGUGAGAACGAUCGGUGCGGUGUGGUUUGUCCGUGCCGUCCAGGCCUGCUCACCAUUUCCAUGAUCGCAGGCUCACCACAAACUCGCCUGAGUGAGUGAGGCCAACGGACACAGACAGAGAAGGGACACAGAAAUGAUGCGAUGGGCGCCGGUGGUCACACAGUCCACACGUACGUCACACAUGCCGACCUUUGUAGAGCGAUCCCGACCCCUGUGAAAGUUUGUCAAACAGCGUCCUCGCCGUCUCCUUGUCUAUCGUCUCAGCGCCGAUCUGCGCGGCACAACACACACACAGCACACACAUACACUGCCUCCUACUCACCCACUCACUCACCGACUGACUCACCACUGCAUUGACUUUUUGCCUGGUGUUUGCGUCCGGCGUGCCGUAGGACGUCGGCAGCCCCUGUGAUGCCGCAAUCUUGUUGAACUCCUGACAGACAGAUUUGGAUGGAUGGAUGGCAGACACACAUCAACCAAGCCACCAUUGAUGUGAUGUGUGAAUGGCUGCCGGUCCGUCUGUGUGUCGGUUUGGGCGCCCAAAUGACAUGACAUGGCUAGGUACCCUACCUACCGUCAUCAUGACAGGCUUGCACUCGAGCUUCCGUGUCUUGGGGUCAAACAGCGUGACGAGGGGCCACUUGAAGUCCAGGCCGCUCACCUUGUUGCCGAACUCCUGCUUGCUCAGCACCUGCUGCUGACCGUACAGCUGAUGGAUGAACAGAUGACAGUCAGGCAUUACCACAGCAGAUAAGAGAUGGAUGGAUGGAUGGACUAUAGCCAGCCCUCACUCACUGACUCACUCACCCUGUCGACUGCAUCUCUGCUGAUUUGGAACUCUGCUGGCGGGAAGGUGCCGAGGCAGUCGACAGCUGACAGCCUCCCGAUGAUCUUGAUGAUCUCCACCACCGGCACCUAAUUGACACACACGCGCACACGGACACGCAGAUAGACAGACGGGCGACAGACAUGCUGUGUGCCCGUGGGUGAGUGCAUUCAGUGCACUCAGUGCAUGCGCACCCCAUAGGCCAGGGUCGAGUGUGCUCGGCCGUGAAGGGUGGUCCUCCCCUCCAGCCGCCGGCCGCCCUCCACACAUGCAAAGUGCCGAAAGGCCUUCCUCCUCCUGCGACCAAUUUCCGAUGCUGCAAACCAAACACCCAGAAAAUGAUCAAAGGAACGCACGUUGGCUGACGUCGAUCUGCCUGUUGUGUCCUGACAUCACCAUGGCUGCAGGUGAGUGCGACGACAGAUGCGAGGAAGGCAAGAGCAGCCUUCAUGAUGCGUUUGUGAUUGCGGUCAGUCUUGACGGGCAAACGGCUCCUCUCGGAACAGCCUGCAGGCCUCAAACCCCUUACCUUUUUC
This is a messenger RNA of Vitrella brassicaformis, 1591 nucleotides long. The record is from the annotation of a GenBank genome assembly. Lineage: Eukaryota; Vitrellaceae.